Messenger RNA from Erythranthe guttata (spotted monkey flower), 1859 nucleotides. The record is from RefSeq and is a predicted model, not a curated record. NCBI's taxonomy places the organism in Eukaryota, Viridiplantae, Streptophyta, Magnoliopsida, Lamiales, Phrymaceae.
GAUAUGCAAAUUCCCUUCGUUGAAUUGGAAAAAUUGCGCCCACCUUUUUUUUUUUUGUUUUUUUCUCUUCAAUUCGUUUCUUCUCAGAAAACCCACAAAUUGCGUAACCUAACGGAUUAAUACUUUCCAGAUAUGUACUUAUUCAAGGAGUUGAUUGAAAAAUACCGGGCGAUCUCGAUUCAAUCGCAGACAAAUUCCAGCGCCGCCGGCGGAGGAGCCAUGGACGGAGAGGGCGGCGUUUCGACGGGGAACGAGCGGACUGCGUAUAAGCUGAAAGGCUACUUCGAUUUGGCCAAAGAGGAAAUUGAUAAAGCUGUUAGGGCUGAAGAGUGGGGUUUACCAGACGACGCCGUUUCAUGUUACAAUAAUGCGCGGAGGAUACUCAGUGAAGCGAUUUCCACUCCAGUUCCUUCUUACAUCUCCUCCAGUGAAAUGGAGAAGGUGAAAUCUUAUCGUGAAAAGAUAUCAAAAUGGCAAACCCAGGUAGCAGAGAGAUUGCAAACUUUGGCUCGAAGAACAGGUGGAUCAUCAGAAAUCAAGAGUACUUCUCCUAAGUCACAAACUGGGGCACUUCCAUCUACAGCUUCGCAUCCAAGAAAAGUGGCAGUUCAAAAGUCUUUUAGUCUUAGCAGUGGUGCUCCUGCUAUGAGGAGUCAGGUUAAUAACGCAAAGACGACAAGACCUGUACAGGAAUCUGGCGGUGGCUAUGAUUCUAAACUGGUAGAAAUGAUAAAUUCUGUGAUUAUCGAUCAUAGCCCUGCAGUUAAAUGGGAAGACAUUGCUGGGCUUGAGAUGGCAAAACAAGCAUUGCUGGAAAUGGUUAUUCUGCCGACUAAAAGAAGAGACCUUUUUACUGGACUUCGAAAGCCAGCCAAGGGAUUACUUCUCUUUGGACCACCUGGUACAGGAAAAACCCUGCUUGCAAAAGCAGUUGCUUCAGAAUCCGAUGCUACCUUUUUUAGUGUUUCUGCUUCUUCCUUGACGUCUAAGUGGGUUGGAGAGGGUGAAAAGCUUGUUCGAACCCUUUUUCAGGUUGCCAUUUCCAGGCAGCCAUCUGUAAUUUUCAUUGACGAGAUUGAUAGUAUCAUGUCAACAAGAACAGAGAAUGAGAAUGAAGCAAGUAGAAGGCUGAAGUCGGAGUUUCUCGUUCAGUUCGAUGGGGUAGCAUCAAGUUCUGGUGAUUUAGUCACUGUCAUUGGUGCGACUAAUAAACCCCAAGAGUUGGAUGAUGCAGUUCUCAGAAGACUGGUGAAGAGAAUAUACAUACCUUUGCCGGAUGCAAAUGCCAGAAGACUUCUUUUGAAACAUAAGCUCAAGGGCCAUGCAUUCUCUUUGCCAGAUAGAGAUUUAGAGAGACUUGUCGCUGAAACAGAUGGAUAUUCUGGAAGUGACCUACAGGCAUUGUGUGGGGAAGCUGCAAUGAUGCCCAUCAGAGAGCUCGGUUCAAAUAUUCUUACUGUCCAGGCAAAUCAGGUUAGGGGAUUAAAACUCGGAGAUUUUCAGAAGGCGAUGACUGUUAUUAGACCUAGCUUAAAGAAAAGCAAGUGGGAAGAGAUCGAAAAGUGGAACCGGGAGUUUGGCGCUAGCUAGGUUAACACGUCGUCUUCAUUAAAAGAAAUGGCUUGAGAAAAUAUAGUUAUUAUUAACAUGUAAAACUUCAAUAAAAAAAAAAGUCAGAAAAUAGAAUUUAUCUUACAUGUAUUUAUAUACUCUGGCCAUAUGGCUUGUUAAUGCAUGUUACAUGGUAUAUAGUAUAAAGUAGAAUUUAUCCUACAUGUAUCCCCUUGCCUUGAAAUUGUCUAUUGAAUUAUAUGUAUUUUUUUUUUUUUGAUAAGAACAUUAUAUGUAUUUAAAAUGUA